AUGGAUGUUUCCGAAGAUCUAGCAAGGGAUUACCCUCCAAGACUUUACCCUGAAGGGGCUUCUAUUCUUGAAAACAAAGGCAUUAAUACCAAUUGCCGUAUGGGAGACAUCCCUGACCUUAUAGAAGCAAUUGGAAAUGAUGUGUGGGAUAAUCUGAAGAUGUAUCAUGUUCGAUUGAUUGCUAGACUGGCUGAGAGCAAAUUGGUGUGGUCUGGUAAGACCGUACAUUAUCUACUUUGUAGACAGCUGCGAGUACAUAAGAAGGAGAUGUGGUCUGUCGUUGGUGAUCAAGCUCUUCGGUUUAGCUUAAUAGAAUUUGGUGAGAUAACGGGUUUAAACACAAAUUCACUGUCAGAAGAAAAAUUUGAACCUGGUCUAGAGAAUUACAAAGCGUUAUGGGAGUUGUUGAAAGUGCCGCUUGGGUGCGGACCCAAGUUAGAUGAACUUAGGCCAGCUUUAUUGGAGUGUCGAAUCUGGACUUCUGAUCAGCGAAAAUGGUUAGGGCUGUUGUUUCUUCAAGCCAUAUUGUAUGGCUUGCAUCAUAAUUGUAGAAUACCCUUUGAAAGUGCAAAAAGAGUAUUCGAUGAUGAAGCCAUGAUGAGUUAUCCUUGGGGUCGGACUGCCUAUGAAAUUCUUGUUGAUUCUAUCAAAUUGUUGAAUCCACAAGGAGGGACGUACACCCUUAGCGGCUUCAAGGACGUGUUAUUGGUUUGGGCGUACGAAUCUGUCACAGUAUUCAGAGAGCUUUUUGGCAGAGUAGUUAGUCCAGGUGAAAUUCCGCUUUUUUUAUGGGGUGGAAAGCGUACUCGUGCUAGUUUUGCUACUACAAUAGCUAAGGAGAUUAAUGAUCAUGGAACGGUGCGUGUGAGGAAAAUGGUGAUGAAGGAGGCUCUAGAAGAUCUGUUUCCUCAGUGGAUUGAUGAAGCAGAUGACCCACAACUUGAUAACCUAAUUAGAGAUAUACAUGCAGAUAGGUUUAUUAGAGAGAAGAAGGAGAGUGCAAAGGAGAAGGGUCGUAGCGAAGCGGUUCUGCUGAACAUAGUUGCUAAUCUCGAGAAUUUGGACAGAAAAUUUGACUCGAGAUUAACAGAAUACGACACCAAGUUUGGAGAUUUUUUCCGAGGCCUUUUGGAUACCAUUGGAGAUACAGUGAAAGCUACAGUUGAAGAGCGUCUGAGAGAUUUGGGGGUUGUAGAACCUCCAUCUAAGAUCCCUAUUGAUAAACAGUCCAAAGACGUGAUGUUCUCAGAAGAGAACCGACAGCCGGAGUCCAAUAGUAGUCAACCUGCAUCUAAGACCCCUAUUGAUAAUCAGACCAAAGACAACCAACCGCAAAAGACCCCUGAUAAAGGCCAAUCUGACAAGAAUCAGGCAGAUGAUAUUGCUAAAGCUGAUGCGAAAGGUAUGGGAGCAAAGCUGAAUUCGAAGUUUGUCAGGGAUAAGGGUAUUGAGGUGAAAAAGAACUUGGAUUCAGAGUUUGGUAAUGCCGAUGCAACAAAUGCUGAUUUGGUCUUUGAUUCUCUUGUAAGGAACCACCAUUCGGACGCUGUUGCAGAGGUUUAG
Messenger RNA from Brassica rapa (field mustard), 1563 nucleotides. RefSeq lists its product as uncharacterized. NCBI's taxonomy places the organism in Eukaryota, Viridiplantae, Streptophyta, Magnoliopsida, Brassicales, Brassicaceae. The record is from RefSeq and is a predicted model, not a curated record.